AUUCCACACAUUUCAUCCACUUCUCCCCUUCCAUCUCUUCAAUUGUAAGCACCCGCCAAUUCUAAACUGUAAACUCAAUUUCUCAUUAAUUAAUACUCUAUUUUUUAUUCAGUUUCUCAAAAUUUGUGUGGAUAUAAGUUCAUUUUGGAGAGACGAGUUGAUUUUCAGAUAAAAAUGGCGGCUGUGAGUUUGAGUUUCAAUCUGGCGGGGGCGUUCAAAGGGCUUUCCAUCGGCUCCAGCUCCUCGUCUUCAUUUUUCAGAGGCGAUUUCGGUUCGAUUCACAUGGGGCAGAACGCCGCCGUUCUGCUUCCGAUGAAGCCGCCGCUGACGAUUGAGUCGGCGCACAAGAAAGGAGCUGGAAGUACUAAGAACGGCCGUGACUCGCCGGGCCAACGGCUUGGAGUCAAAAUCUUCGGCGAUCAAGCAGCCAAGGCUGGCUCCAUUAUCGUCCGCCAACGCGGCACCAAGUUUCAUCCCGGCAACAACGUUGGGCUCGGUAGAGACCACACUAUUUUUGCCUUGAUUGAUGGACUAGUGAAAUUUGAGAAGUUUGGACCAGACAAGAAAAAGAUUAGUGUCUACCCCCGAGAAGUGCAACCCGAGAACCCCAACAGUUACAGAGCACGAAAGAGGGAAUCGUUCAGAUUACAACGUGAGCGAAGGAGAGCUAGAAAAGAAAUCAGAGAAGGCAUAGUGGCUCAGCCUCAACUGGUUCUUGCCUCUGCUGCUGAAGAUGCAGCAGUUUGUUAGCCAGCUUCAGUGUUUAUUGUUUGUAUUCAACGAUCACGAGUUUGACCGAAUUUGAUAUCCCUUUAUCCCCUUUGAGCUUAUUUCAAGUUAAAUUUAAUAAACUAUUUACAAAUAA
This is a messenger RNA of Salvia hispanica, 865 nucleotides long. RefSeq names its product large ribosomal subunit protein bL27c-like. Gene Ontology annotation, cellular component: ribosome. Gene Ontology annotation, molecular function: structural constituent of ribosome. Gene Ontology annotation, biological process: translation. The record is from RefSeq and is a predicted model, not a curated record. NCBI's taxonomy places the organism in Eukaryota, Viridiplantae, Streptophyta, Magnoliopsida, Lamiales, Lamiaceae.